Molecule: messenger RNA, 1743 nt
Organism: Fusarium graminearum PH-1
Lineage: Eukaryota; Fungi; Ascomycota; Sordariomycetes; Hypocreales; Nectriaceae
Exons: 8
Coding region: 1-1743 (580 amino acids)
Biological process (GO): DNA-templated transcription
Molecular function (GO): DNA binding; zinc ion binding
Source: RefSeq, a predicted model, not a curated record
AUGAAUACUCUGAAAGGGCGUAGCCGGGAUGUUCCUUCCUCGAGUCGGAACAAGACUCCGACUUUGAGUUUGCUCCUUCCUUGUCUGUACAUCAUAGAAAUUCAUUCGAUUGACCGUCGAAAAGAUGCCAAAUACUCAACAGAGUCAUUUCAGAGUCGUCAAGAAAUGCUCAAAAGCGAAACAUCUGUGGCGGAAGCCGAUGGUGUCAACAUACACUUACGCGUCAACACAGGGUACAUGGGUCCUGCAUCAUCAUGGGCAUUCUGCAGAAGGGUCUUGGCUCUAGUCGGAAAACAUCUCCCAGAAGCAAACAACGAACCUCCACCAUGGCAUCUUGACGGGGUAGCAUUCCGUCUCCAGUGGAGACCCCUAAUGCCUGAAGAGCAUCCUGACAUAUCGAAUCUACCCCCAUCAGACUACGCAUUCUUUCUUGUACAGACUGCAAGGUUCUACCUAGGCCCCCUAGCAAGUCUCAUCGACGAAACUGAAUUUCUACAACACUUUAAAGAGCUUUACCAGGAUGCUUCUACCAAGGCGUCAACGUGCAAGCUGUGGUAUGCACAAUAUUUGCUCAUGAUAGCGUUUGGGAAGGCGUUUCUGGGCGGGAAAAGUGCUGAUGGAAGUCCACCUGGCCAUCAGUAUGCCGCUAGGGCUAUGCCUCUCAUGCCAGAGUUGGCUGGGAUUGCCUUGGAUCCUAUUCUUUCAGCACAAGCACUUACUCUUGCAGCGAUAUACUUUCAGUCAAUUGAUAUGAGAGUAGCAGCGUACCAACAUAUAGGACAAGCUCUUCGUAUCUGUGUACUAUCUGGUUUCCAUAGACACAUGCCGGAAGAAGUUGUUGGGGCACAACAUUCAAAACGAUGCCACAUAAUAUUUUGGGUAGUCUACAUGCUGGAUCAAGAGUUUGCAGCUCUCAUUGGCGCUACGAGUGCUAUAAGAGAUGAAGACAUCACCAACAAGUUGCCUUCCCAGGCUGACAACUCUUUGACAUCGUUGAGUCUGACUCUCCAUGUUCAGCUGGCACGUCUCAUAGCACGGCUCCUAGGAAGUAGGUUCAACAAGCACAACACUCAGUCUAUCUUGAGGAACUUGGCUGAGCUAAAUCGUGAUCUAAUGAACAUCAUCAACAAGCACUUUCGCGAUUCGAUUAGCAAAGCUUCGAGGAUUGCCACCAGACUAGUUCUCCAAUAUCAUCAUUCCAAGACACGAAUGACACAUGGUUUAUCGCUAUCGCCUCCAGUCGCAUCACUGAUCCAAUCCUGUCCCAGCAUUACCAGUCAUCCCGAAACUCUGCUGACAAUGAUAUCAGAAGCAUUCCUGCCUUUCCAAAUCGAGUAUGCCUCCUCAUCAGCAUUUCUUCUACAUCUCAUCCCUAUCAUAUGCCCUUCUCUACUUUCUGACAAUUCAUGGCGAGAUGAUGCCCGCUAUGUUUUUGACACCCUCAUCGCCAAGGGAAGCUUGAUUGCCCCUCUGAGAAAAGUAGAGUUGGAGCAGUUGGAGCAGAAGCUUUCGGCUUUGACACCAGCCAGCAAUAUCGCUUCCCCAGAGAUCCCCGCAGAGAACCAGGAGAAUGCGAACCAAGAAGAGGAUGAAGAUCAGCAUAAUGAGGAGCAUCUUGCCGACGAAACUGGAUGGGAUCUCUUCGCCGCCAACGCCAUGGCUGGACUCACCCCAGGAGAGUUACUAGAUCUAGCAGAACAGUUGGACGUGGACAACUUCUUAUAUGAACCUGAGAUGGAAUAA